AUUUGUUUGAUUGCUCACGUAACUGCCAGAAAAAUGCCAGCCUUUCACCGACAUGAAGAAGAGAAAUUCUUUGUAAAUGCUGAAGGCAGGAAAGAAUCUGUGCCAAGUAUCCAUGAUUCCCCUACCAGGGAACUCUCUGUUGUUGUGCCUUCGUACAAUGAGGAAGACCGAUUACCUCUUAUGAUGGAUGAAGCUUUGGAUUAUCUAGAAAAAAGACAGAAACGAGAUCCUUCAUUCACUUAUGAAGUAAUAGUGGUGGAUGAUGGUAGUAAAGAUGAAACUACAAAGGUUGCAAUGAAGUACUGCAAGAAAUAUGGAAGCGACAAAGUGCGAGUGCUUACUUUGGUAAAAAAUCGAGGGAAAGGAGGAGCAGUCAGGAUGGGUGUCUUUAGUUCUCGGGGGAAAAAAAUUCUUAUGGUCGAUGCAGAUGGAGCUACAAAAUUUGCAGAUAUUGAAAAAGUAGAAGAAGGUCUAAAAAAUCUUCAGCCAUGGCCUAAUGAAAUGGCUAUUUCCUGUGGCUCUAGAGCUCACCUGGAGAAGGACUCAGUAGCAAAGCGCUCUUACUUUCGAACUAUUCUAAUGUAUGGGUUCCACUUCCUUGUAUGGUUUCUCUGUGUCAAAAAGAUCAGGGACACGCAGUGCGGAUUUAAACUUCUAACCAGAGAAGCUGCCUCACGGACUUUCUCAACGCUUCAUAUAGAACGCUGGGCAUUUGAUGUGGAACUUCUUUAUAUAGCUCAGCGCUUGAGAAUACCUAUAGCAGAAGUUGCUGUCAACUGGACCGAAAUUGAAGGUUCUAAGUUAGUUCCCUUUUGGAGCUGGCUGCAGAUGGGCAGGGAUCUCCUUUUUAUACGACUGCGAUAUAUGACUGGUGCCUGGCAGCUUGAAACAAGAAAAUGUAAUUAG
Molecule: messenger RNA, 906 nt
Organism: Nestor notabilis (Kea)
Lineage: Eukaryota; Metazoa; Chordata; Aves; Psittaciformes; Psittacidae
Gene: ALG5
Product: ALG5, dolichyl-phosphate beta-glucosyltransferase
Exons: 9
Cellular component (GO): endoplasmic reticulum membrane
Source: RefSeq, a predicted model, not a curated record